Nicotiana tabacum (common tobacco) is the source of this 828-nucleotide messenger RNA. RefSeq lists its product as uncharacterized. Gene Ontology annotation, molecular function: acyltransferase activity, transferring groups other than amino-acyl groups. NCBI's taxonomy places the organism in Eukaryota, Viridiplantae, Streptophyta, Magnoliopsida, Solanales, Solanaceae. The record is from RefSeq and is a predicted model, not a curated record.
CCAUUUAUAUAUGCCUAGUUACAUUUAUUAGUGCACUAAAGCUCCAAAUUAAGCUUUUUAAUUAGGAAUAUAUAGUUGAAGCAUCAUGUCAAUGAAAUGUUGCUACUUGCCUCUUUUUGUAUCGUAAACCGUCUCCCUACAUUCACAAAAUAGAGGUAAGGUCUGCGUACAUACUAUCCUCCUCAGAUCUUACUUGUGGAAUUACACUAGGUUUGUUGUCGUUGUCGUAUCAUGUCAAUGGAGUACUCUUCAAGAAUUAGUUUGCGUCCAUUCAGCGCGACGGAUGUUGAUGAUGUGAUGAUAUGGGGUAGUGAUGAUCGAGUAACUCGUACCACUCGAUGGAAGACUUUGACCUCAAAAGAAGAAGCCUUGAGUUUCAUUAAGGAAGUGUGUAUCCCUUACCCUUGGCGUGUAUCGAUAUGUAUAGAUGAUCGAUCGAUUGGAUUCUUAUGGGUGAUAAAUCCAGGAAGAUCAGGUGUCGAUGGCAACAAGAAUGAAGGUGUUGCAGAUAUAGGAUAUGCUAUAGCAGCUGAGUAUUGGGGAAAGGGGAUUGCGACAAAGGCACUCAAAAUGGCAAUACCUCAAGUGUUCAAUCACUUUCCUGAAAUAGUAAAGCUUCAAGCAUUUGUUCUUUUGGAAAACAAGGCUUCUCAUAGGGUAUUGGAGAAGGCUGGAUUUGUCUACCAAGGAUCAAUAACACAUCAAGUCCAGAUCAAUGGAAAUGAAAUUGUGGUGGUUGAUGCUGUUUACACUUUUUUAUCCACAGAUAACAUCCCUCCAAGCCCAUGAAUUUCAAGUACUUUUUAACUCUAUCUUCAGGUAGUGAAA